CUUUGAAUGGUCAUCCUCUGAUUACGUGUGUGGGGUGUGGGAAAGUUAAUCUAUCCUUCUUUCCUAGAUAAUAGAAACACAAACAUCCCAGGUAAAUCUGGUGCCCUGUAUUUAUAUAUCUAUGUCUGCAAGAAAGGCCAUAACAACAAUUUUUCAAUGGAAAAAUCCAUGCUGAAACACACUCAAAUCCCACGCAUUAGUUGGGAUCAUAAAAGUUGGUAUAGUAUUAGAAGCAUCAACCCCAUUUCUUGUGGUUAUGGAGCUAAUUACAAUUUCAAAGGGACCUCUCUUAACCUUCCUUUGCAUUCGGUUUUGAAGCCCACUUUGUUUACUGCAAAAUGCCCAGAUAUAACAAGUAAAAGAGGUCUGUUGUGGGUGCAUGUUAUCAGAACUACAAGUUUUGAAUCUUAUCACAGCUCUUCAGAUAAGGGACGAGAUGAUGCGCCAGAUCAAAGCAAACAUUAUAACAGUGUGUUUUCUGUAUUUGCAGGGAUAUUUGGGUGUCUGAUUAGACUUUCAAGGGGGAUCUUAGGUGUGCUUUACAGGGAAAAAAAGGCUUUUGGAAGAAUUGAAGAUAAAAUAGAGGAUGCCGUGGAGAUUGUGGAAGAAGUGGCAGACACUGUGAAAGAUGUUGCAGAGCUGACCGAAGAGAUUGCUGAAAAAAUAGAAAAGCGCUCCAAAGAAGGGGGCAUUAUCCAUGAAACAGCUGAAUUUGUUGAUCAAAUCUCAGAAAGAGUGGGAAGGGAUGCAGAAAUUGUGGAGAAGCAAGUAGAAAAAAUAAAGAAGACAAUAAAGACCAUGGAUGAAAAAGUGGGCAAGGCAGAAGAUGCUGUAAAGGAUAUUGCAGAAAUAACAUCAGAGGAAAAAGUUAGUAAGGAGGAUGAUAAAGACAUGGGUACAGCAGAGAAUUCAUCAAUCCCAAUAGUGGAAACUGACAAAGUCAAUCAAUCCAUGGAUUGAGUUGAGGUUGUUUCAAAAUCUAAAUUUGAAGAUGUUGGUUUCAUGGAAUUGUUGAGAUUCACAUGGUUGCUUUUUUGGGCAAGAUAUUGGGGGUGAUAUUGUCAUCCUUAUGGUGGAGGAUUCAAACCAUUCAAUGCUGCUAUGAUUAUCAGCAGGGGUAUGGGAGCUCAAAGAUUAGCUUGAAUUGUUAAAUUUGGGGUUUUUUUAUCAAAUAAUCAGAUUUUUAGUCUGGCUCUAUUAGGUGAGGCUGCAAUAGGGGAAUGUACAUUAUUUUUAGACUAUUUGCAUAUCCGUUGUUGGCUUCAUGAUAUCUUAUAUUCGGAUUGUAAUUUUGAUCCCUUGUAUAUCUUGAGUAUGUACUUGCUAGACUUUUAUAUUAUUAUAGUAGACUUA
Cryptomeria japonica (Japanese cedar) is the source of this 1353-nucleotide messenger RNA. RefSeq lists its product as uncharacterized. The coding region runs from base 157 to 960 and encodes 267 amino acids. The transcript is spliced from 5 exons. The record is from RefSeq and is a predicted model, not a curated record. NCBI's taxonomy places the organism in Eukaryota, Viridiplantae, Streptophyta, Pinopsida, Cupressales, Cupressaceae.